Molecule: messenger RNA, 3637 nt
Organism: Halichondria panicea
Lineage: Eukaryota; Metazoa; Porifera; Demospongiae; Suberitida; Halichondriidae
Product: exportin-5-like
Exons: 32
Coding region: 43-3567 (1174 amino acids)
Biological process (GO): RNA export from nucleus; protein export from nucleus
Cellular component (GO): RNA nuclear export complex; nucleus; cytoplasm
Molecular function (GO): small GTPase binding; nuclear export signal receptor activity; RNA binding
Source: RefSeq, a predicted model, not a curated record
GAAGUGGGAGGGGCUGAAUGCUGCAAGACCACGAGGUUGAAGAUGGCUGUCCAAUGGUCCUCUGAGCAUGAGAAGCAGGAUGCCUUGUUGCUGCUGUGUCGAGACCUCAUAUCCUGUGUCAACAAGAUCAUGGACCCCUCGUCCAUUCAGGCAGAGAGAGCAGAGUGUAGUCAGAAAGUGGAGCAGUUCAAAGAUGAGAGUCCGUACUGUUUGAGGUGUGGCUUCAUUCUGUCCGAGGAGCACGUCCCUGUCAUCAGGCACUUUGGAUUGCAACUCAUGGAGCAUUUUGUUAAGUAUCGAUGGAGGAGCUUGAGUCUGGAUGAUGGCAGAGAGUUCCAACUGAACCUGCUUCAGUUCCUCUCAAAUAAACUCCUUCCUUAUGAUCAAGAGCCCACUUUCGUUAAGGAGGCUCUGGCUAGGGUCACCGUGGAAACAGCCAAAAAGAUGUGGCCGCAGAGAUGGGAUUCGUUUAUCACUGACUUGGGGACUGUCUCAAAGUGUGGGUCCACCCAGGUGGAGCUGGUGUUGCUAAUAUUUCGUCGUCUGGCUGAGGACAUCCACGGGUACGAGUCUGGCAUGACCUCAGGGCGUAAGAGGGAGAUGGCAGCUGCCCUCAACCAGCAGUCUCAGACAGUCUUCACUUUUCUCAUUAGCAACUUAGAGUCUCCUCUGUCGGAGCCCCUUCGUCAAACUGCCCUGAGCACGAUAGUCAGCUUUGUGGAGUGGGUGGAGUUUCCCACCCUCCUGAUGGAGGACGCCAAGCUCAUUAAGCUCCUCUACAACCUCAUAGGGAUGGAGGAACUUAAGACUGUCGCCUGUGAGUGUCUACUGCCUAUCCUCUCCAGAAAAGGUGAUGUUCGCAAGACAGAGGGAGACAGGACCACGAUUCUCUCAUUGCUUCUCUCCACUGAAGCUCUCAAUGGAAUCAUGGCUGCUUCAAUACUGGCCAACUCGCAAGGUGUGGUGGAGGAGCAGUACGUGUUCCUGAAGAGGGUGUGUCAAGUCCUGGUCCACUUGGGCACCUCUCAGCUGGCACUGCUCUGGACAUACUCUCUGACAUUCAAGCCUCCGGAGGCUCUGGAACUGUACCUCCAGGUUGUGGCUGAGUUCACUAAGCACGACAGCCAGCUGCUGAGUCUGACGUCAGCUGAUGUGUGGAUCACGUUCCUCUCCCACAAUCACCUGAAGGACCACCCAGUGUUCAAGGACCACCUCACACACCUCCUCACAAUAGCCCGACAGAAACUGCUCAAGGUGGGUGACCCUGAUGUGUACGACCAUGUCAGUUCAGAGUAUUCCCGUCUGGACUUUGAUGGGGCGGAUGACUUUAUGCUCUUCUUUGCGACAUUUCGUGGUAAGAUGGUAAAGAUACUUAGUCAAGUGUCUCUUCUGAUUCCAAGAACAGCUGCUGUAGAAGCUCUCACCGUCACUGAGCAGAUGGUCCAGAAGAAACUUGAACCUGGGCAAGAGUGCAGUCGGAGUUCCAUGUUGUACAUAGAGUGGGAGGGUCUAGUCGCAUUCCUCGAGUGCUGGACUGGAACACUGAGAUCUAAUGCUGAGCUCCUGACCAUUCCUGAAGUGGUUGACAGUAGCCUUGCUGUGCUACGUCAUCUUCUCUCCUACGAAACUUCCCAUCCCUUGUUGCUCUUCCUGCAAUUCCGUUGUCUCCAGACCGGGUUGGUAGUCAUUGACAAGGAUCAGGCUGUAUUCGAGACGUUUGUGCAGAAGAUAUUCUCAUGCGUUGGAUUUUUGGGCAAGUGUACGGAUAAAUACCACCUCUCUCGGUACAUUGUGAACACACGCAACAUUAUCACCUCGUGCUUCGUCCGACUUUGUGAAGCCCAACCAUCUCUUCUGGCACCUCAUGUGGAGCGACUGUUUGCUGAUCAUUAUCAGACUCUACUCAAGAACGAUGUGCUUGUGUACGCUGAAAAAUGCAACUUCCUCGAGUCUUUCUAUAUACUGAGCCAAAGUGUCCACAAUCCCCAAGAGCAGUCCAUGUUUCUCGGUCAACUAUUGCAGGAACCAAAACAGCUGCUCUCAGAAAUGGAGAGUGCUGCUUCUUCCCCUCAAUCCCUCGUCUCGUACCUAUGCCUGAACAAGGAGCCAAGUGACCCCUCCUAUGAAAUCCUCCAUCGUUACAAGCUCUGCUUUGUAGUGCACAUUGUGACGCUGGUGUUGAAGAGGUCAACUCCCGGCCCAGCUGCAGACCAUCCCUCUUACUCUCAUGUGAUGCCCUUUGUAGCCAAAUUCAUUCUUCCUCUCCUUGGGUCCCUGUACCAGCUGUGGGCCAGUGACUCUCUCAAUCUAUUCUCUGCCUACUUUAAAACACUACCAGAACUACACCAAUUUGAAAAAGACACAAUUCUAGGUCGGACAAUGCUUCGUCGCCCAGAGACGGAGGACUAUGGAGAGCUGGGGAAUGUGAGGAUGAAUUUGGCAUCAGCUCAUGAAGGAUGUGUGUCCAGCCUCUCUCGUUGCUUUGGUGUGUAUGGGUUUAAGCACUUAUCGGAUAUUGGUCUGGUCCAACUCACUCUGCACACUAUGACUGGCAACAUUGAGCACCUCAACCUGCUCAGACUAAGAGUCCUCAUUCGUUUUUUGAUGAUUCCUCUGGUGAACAUUCUGAGUAAGUCUGACCAGGAUUGGAAAGCUGUCCUCUUUCCAUUAUUGUCACACAUUGGGACCUUAAUCUUCACAAAGCUUAAGACCUGCUGGGAGGUGAUAAUGCAUCGAAAAGCCACUGAUACAGCCACCGAAGCAACAGGUUCCUCUACUGUUGAGACAGCAGAGAUUCUUGAUGAGCAAGUCACUGUGCUUCUCUCUAGAGAGUAUUUCCACCUCCUAGACAUGAUCUGCGUUAAGCGCACAUAUGCUCCUAGCAAGUCAAAGGGCAAACAGAAUGAUGAGCAUGUGGCAAUGGGUGAAGAAAUGACAGAGAUGGCACCAGCACAAAACGAAGGGGGUUCUGAGCAAUGGUCGUCAGUGGAGAGUCUAAACCCCCUGGGAAAACAGCUGAUCCAGAUCCCUGAAAUGUGUGAACUCUUGUUUGUCUCAUCGUUCUGUGGACUGACCUGGAGUGACUCUCAGAGUGCCAACAAGUGUGUCAGCAUUGCAGGAGUUCUCUUUCAUGAGGCUCCAGGAAGUGCUUUUCCCAGUAAUGUGUACGAGCAGUUUUUCACUCAAGUUUUGUGGGCGCUCAAUAUGCAUGGUACUCAAGCUCACACUAAAGUGCAGCUCUCUUUGCUGGCUAUGAUGAUCUACGAGGCCACUGUCAAAUUGUGCCCCAAUCUGCAAGACAUCAUCACUCAAAUUCCCAACGUUAAAAAUGAAAAACUGCAGUCCUUCAACGCUAUGCUCAGUAAAGAUCCUCCCGCAUUGUUUAAAGUGAGGAAAGAAGCCUUCAGAGAGCUGAUUUCAGGCGCUGUUGGUAAACACAUUGGAGAAGUGUUUAAACGACCAGUAACUUUCGAUCUUCCGGAAAUGCAGUUUAAGAAACAAUCAAAACAGCCAAGGUCAGAGAUUGACAUACCUAAUUUAGCUGCUUUGUUUGGUGACGAAAACUAAUUAGUAUUGGUUAUUCUUUUUUUUUUGCAUCAUGUAUACAUGGUAUUGCAAUAAUAAUUAUGAAAAGAAA